CUUCUAUCCAACGACGGUGCGAGUCCCAGAAACUGAUCAAACCCCAGAAUUUCCUCCUUCACAGAACUCAAACCCUGAACAGAACACAGAACUUCCUGUUCGAACUUCAAAUUCCUUGCUCAGAAUACAAAACCCUUAAUUGGGUCGCUCUUGGUUUCUCUUUUUGACUCAGUUUACUGGCACCUCCAUGAUGUAGUCAUUUUGUAAAAAGUUUAAACCAUCGCCACAGGAUUUUGAACAACAACCUUUGUGACGCCAUAUGAAAGACUGAAGACAAAUGUGGGGAAAAAUUUGCCAAAAUUUAUUUUGUUAUCUGUGAUCUGAACAGACCCAAUACAAUGAUGGGUUCUAAUGAAUUCACAGGCAAUUCUCUUUUAGAGCCUCGUGAUGAUAUGGAAUUUGAAUCUCAUGAAGCUGCAUAUUCAUUUUACAAAGAAUAUGCCAAGGCUAUGGGGUUUGGCACUGCUAAAUUGAGCAGUCGUCGUUCUAGGGCAUCAAGGGAAUUCAUUGAUGCAAAGUUUUCAUGCAUAAGAUUUGGAAACAAGCAACAAUCUGAUGAUGCCAUUAAUCCACGACCAUCUCCGAAAAUCGGUUGCAAGGCGAGUAUGCAUGUGAAAAGAAGGUCAAAUGGAAAGUGGUUUAUUUUUAGCUUUAUUAGGGAGCACAAUCAUGAGCUUUUACCAGCUCAGGCACAUUUUUUCCGAAGUCAUAGAAAUGUUGAUCCGCUUAAGAAUGAUGUUAGGAUAAGAAGACGGAAGAACAUAGCUCCAGUGUCUAAACUCUUUUCUGCAUAUCAAAAUGUUGAUUGCUUAGAGAAUUACAUGAGAAAUCAGCAUGAUAAGGGACGCAAUUUGGUUUUAGAUCCAGGAGAUGCUCAAGUGCUGUUAGAAUAUUUUAUGCAUAUGCAAGAAGAAAAUCCUAAAUUCUUCUAUGCAGUUGAUUUGAAUGAAGAGCAUCGGUUAAGGAAUGUCUUUUGGGUGGAUGCCAAAGGCAUGGAAGAUUAUACUAAUUUCAGUGAUGUAGUUUCUUUUGACACUACAUACGUUACAAACAAGUAUAAAAUACCUUUGGUUCUUUUUGUUGGUGUUAACCAUCAUAUUCAACCCACAUUACUCGGUUGUGCAUUGAUUGCAGAUAUGACUCUUUAUACUUUUGUUUGGUUAUUGCAAACGUGGUACAUAGCAAUGGGGGAACGAGCUCCACGAGUGAUGCUUACUGAUCAAAAUGAUGCCAUAAAAGCAGCUAUUGCAGCAAUAUUUCCAGACACAUGCCAUUGUUUUUGUUUGUUUCAUGUAUUGGAAAAGAUUCCUGGGAAUCUGGAGUAUCUAAACCCAUGGCACGAUAGUUUUAUGGUAAAAUUUGAUAAGUGUAUUAACAGGUCAUGGACUGAGGAACAAUUUGAAAAGAGGUGGUGGAAGUUGGUUGACAAAUUUCAUCUCAGAGAGGUGCCAUGGAUUCAGUCACUGUAUGAAGAUCGCAAACAUUGGGUUCCUACAUUCAUGAGAGGUAUUUCUUUUGCUGCAUUGUCUACAAUUUCACGCUCGGAGAGUUUAAACUCUACAUUUGACAAGUAUGUGCGUGGAGAAACGUUAUUGAGAGAGUUCAUUGAACAGUACAGAGUGAUUAUUGAAGUUAGGUAUGAAGAGGAAGCCAAAGCUGAUUUUGAUGCGUGGCAUGAAACACCUGAAUUGAAAUCUCCAUCACCUUUCGAAAAGCAAAUGUCACUUGUGUACACACAUGAAAUUUUCAAGAAAUUUCAAGUUGAGGUUUUAGGAGCAGCUGCUUGUCAUCUUAAGAAAGAAAAUGAAGUUGACACAGCUUCAACAUAUAGUGUGAAGGACUUUGAAGAUGAUCAGAACUAUAUGGUGGAAUGGAAUCAGUCUAAAUCAGAUAUAUAUUGUUCUUGUCGUUCAUUUGAAUAUAAAGGCUAUGUUUGUAGACAUGCUAUUAUUGUUCUGCAGAUGUCUGGUGUUUUCAACAUCCCAUCUAAAUAUAUAUUGCAACGAUGGACAAAUGCGGCUAAGAGUAAGCAUGCUAUGAGUGAAAGAUUGGAUGAGGUGCAAUCCAAGGUUCGCCGUUAUAAUGAUCUAUGCCGAAGAGCCAUUAUUUUGGGCGAAGAAGGGUCAUUAUCGCAAGAGAGUUAUAAUAUUGCACUGGGUGCCAUACAAGAAGCUCUCAAGCAAUGUGCAACUCUGAAUAACUUCAUGGAAAACAAUGUCAGACCUAUUGCCUCAGAUAUUCUUGCUUUAUGUGAUGCUGAGGAAGAGAAUCAAUUUGGUAAUGCAUCUAAAGACAAGGUUCCCAAUCCUUCAGUGACUUCUACCAACAGUAAUCCUAGCAGAACUGAGGCAGGAAAGGGAAAGGGAAUUAAUGCAAAUAAAAAAGGAAAGAUUACUCAACCAGGCACUAUGAAUGUUGAGACUCAAGAUGGCUGUCACCAAAUGGAGCUUUCUGACAUGAGGCGAACGCAGUUGCAUAAUUUUGUGCCAACCCAGCUGCAAGUGUUACCUACAAUGUUUCACAAUGUACCCACAACACAGUUUCACAAUGUGACUACAACACAUUUGCCGGAUAAUCGACUCCCUCGGUAACUUAAGUUUAGUUUAUUCUGUAAAGAUUGAGUACACAUGAAAUGUUUUAGGGCUGUAGGAAGUUAAAUGUACUAUUUUACAGUUAAGAAAUUCUAGCCUGUUUCUCAUCCCCAUCUUCAAUGUUUUAUCUGGGGCCAUGUAUUCCAGCUCUUAAAAUUAUGGGGUAUUUAAGCAACCCUUUAAUUUAUGUGACA
Molecule: messenger RNA, 2785 nt
Organism: Pistacia vera
Lineage: Eukaryota; Viridiplantae; Streptophyta; Magnoliopsida; Sapindales; Anacardiaceae
Product: protein FAR1-RELATED SEQUENCE 4
Exons: 4
Coding region: 339-2591 (750 amino acids)
Biological process (GO): regulation of DNA-templated transcription
Molecular function (GO): zinc ion binding
Source: RefSeq, a predicted model, not a curated record